UUCGGAUUUUAUUCUUCAUAUUCAUAAUACUUUUCAGUAAUGAAGAAGUUCUUGGUGUUCAUUUUAAUCGGAGCUGUUUCAGCUAGAAUUAGCGACGAAAAAUGUGAAGAAUAUAGUGAGCGGUAUAAGCACAUCAAAAAUUGGGGGGAAUUUUCUCACAUUGGUGCGUUAGGUUCCUACGCCGGUGGUGACAUUGAUUAUAAUUGUCCGGUAGUUUUAAUAAGUGAAUCUUUCGCACUGGCUGGAGCUUUCUGUUUUAAUAAUCGAAGACAUGUUGAAAAUAUAUUAUUCGGAAUAUCAAGUACGUCUGAGUUAGGAGAUGAUAAUAACACAUGGGUACAUAUAGUCAAAACUUAUACAGGUCCCUUAUACCAAAAAUCACGUCCUUCUACACGAUUUCCUCUAGUUCUUAUCAAAUUUUCACCAGAAAUAACAGUACAUGAUAAAUUAAGACCCGCUUGUAUAUAUAGUAAAAAGCUUAACGUUGGACAACUUUUAAUUGAUACGGUUUGGACAAAGAAUCAGGACAAAAAAGGCACUGCUUAUACAAGAACUGUCAACCGUUACAAAAACGAACUCUUAAAAGUGAAUUCUCAAGUUGUACCUACGGAAGCGUGCAAAAAUAGGUUUACCUAUCAAUAUGGUAUAAGGAUUGACGACUCUAAUUUAUGUAUUAAACGGGACUAUCGCGGCUCGUUUACAUCCCACCCUGAUUUCGCUGGAGUCUCUCACCUUUAUGAAAACAACAAGAUUAAAGUAGUUGCUAUUGAUGAUUUUGGACCGUUAGAAAUAGGUAGUAAAAUUCCUGAUGUAUCCUCAAGACUUUCUUAUUAUGUUGAUUGGAUUGAAGACACCGUUUGGGGCAACUGAAAUGAGAAACAAUUAUUUUUAUUACUAUAUAUUUCAAAUAAAAUAGUUGAACCAUAACCUUAGGAUUUAAUUCCUGAAUAAAAAAAUAAACUUAAAAAACUCUAUUUAGGAAAUUAUUUUAGAAAAUAUUAGGUUAAAAAUAUUCUAAUAAAUACUUUGAAUAAGAUCUUGUUUGAA
Onthophagus taurus is the source of this 1047-nucleotide messenger RNA. RefSeq names its product serine protease snake-like. Gene Ontology annotation, molecular function: serine-type endopeptidase activity. Gene Ontology annotation, biological process: proteolysis. The record is from RefSeq and is a predicted model, not a curated record. NCBI's taxonomy places the organism in Eukaryota, Metazoa, Arthropoda, Insecta, Coleoptera, Scarabaeidae.